GUUGAACCUAAUACUUGUUAUUGAAACUUAUAUUACAUAUAUUCAGUGUAGAGUACAAUGUCAUAUUCAAAUUCUGUGUAGUGAAAGAUUCCAAGCUUUUUGUUUAUUAUUGCCAAAUCAAUUUUUAGUACUACGUUGAUGGAUUCAUUUAUUUGUACUGACGUAAUAACUGUCACAAAAAUACCCUUUUACAGGCAUAUAUUUCAGCACUAUAAACAGAACAUGACUCAACCUGCAGUUCAACACCUGAUGCAGUGCUGAGUGGAGAGAUGAAGGCAGAUAUGUUUCUGUCUCCACACCUGUGGAGGGAACCCCUGCCCUCGGCCGCGCCGCCAGACGAGAUUAAAGGGAUGAGCAGACAGAGAAACUGAAAGUCAUGCCCAACAAAUCCUCCCACACAGAAACAACAAAAAGCACAAAGGCACCUCAGUGGUGGUGAAGACAGAGAGGCCAGCUCUGCUCUUAUAAUUCAGUCAGUUCAAAAUGUGGUGAGUUUCUGGUCACAUGACAGUUGUCUUAUGCUUAUGCCACUGCUGAAUAUUUGGGUAGAAUUCAAAUCAGGUCCUACAAUCAGUGAUUAUAGGAUCAGUGAUUAUAGGACCAAAUAUAUAAAGCAAACCUUGGGUCACUUGUUGCACUGAAGUUGAAUUGGGUGUGAUGAAGGCUAGAAAAAGGUAAGUAGUUGCUUCAAAAUGAAGAGACGAGGAGCCCAAUCAGGCUGUGCUCAAAGACAGAGGGGUGGGCAGUGGUGAUGUCAGUGUGUGACAGAUGAAACAUCAGACAGCCUCUUGCUUUGCACAAACAGCUCAAGAGACUUCCUCUCGCUGGUCAUUGUGCAGCAGAUCACAGCGGAGCGGCAACGAGAACAGGCUAUUUUCCCCAGAUGCUUUUUCUUCUUCUCAUAAAUGAUUAAAGCAGCCUAUAGACCUCCAAUAAAUGACUCUAAACAGCAAUUUUACAGCCAAAUGUAAUGCUGCGUAUGUAAACAAAAAGUGCUUUAUUUAGGCAGUGUGUAUGUUGUGUGCCGGGUGAUGCAUGCAACACAGUGCAGGUUGGUGUCUCUCUGCUGCUGCUGAGCUCAUGGCUCACAGGAGAGCCGGUGGCUGCUGCUGCCCCCGGGCGCCCAUGAAUGAAGACAAUGCUCGUUUCUGCCUGCUGGCCGGCCUCAUCCUGCUCUACUUGCUGUGCGGUGCUGCCAUCUUCUCAGCCCUGGAGCACCCCUUUGAGCUGCGUGCCCGCCGCCUCUGGAAACAGCAGCUGGAAAACUUCACGCAGCGAUACAGGGUCAACCUGGGUGCACUGCACACUCUGCUGCGGCAGUACGAGGAGGCGAACGGAGCUGGGAUCAGAGUGGACACCCUGAGGCCUCGCUGGGACUUCUCUGGAGCUUUCUACUUUGUGGGUACGGUCGUCUCCACUAUUGGCUUUGGCAUGACCACACCGGUGACGAUAGCUGGGAAAAUAUUCCUAAUCUUCUACGGUCUUAUCGGCUGUGCUGCCACCAUCCUCUUCUUCAACCUAUUCCUGGAGAGGAUCAUCACGAUGUUAGCUUACAUCAUGCGCUGGUGCCAUGAGCGUCGGCUGAGGUGUGCCGGGGUGGAGUCGAGCAGGGAGGAGUCUUCUGGUGAGGAGGACAGCCUGGAAGGAUGGAAACCGUCGGUUUACUAUGUGAUGCUGAUCCUGGGCGUGGCAUCGGUUGUGAUUGCGUGCAGCGCCUCCACCCUGUACAGCUCUAUGGAGAACUGGAGCUAUGUGGACUCCCUCUACUUCUGCUUUGUGGCCUUCAGCACCAUCGGCUUCGGGGACCUGGUGAGCAGUCAGAGGCAGCAGUAUGAGUCGCAGGAGGCCUACCGGCUCGGGAAUUGCCUGUUCAUCUUGAUGGGGGUGUGUUGCAUCUACUCACUUUUUAAUGUAAUUUCUAUUAUCAUCAAGCAAACUCUUACUUGGAUCGUGGGGAAGCUGGUGUGCUCGGGCCGGCAUCGGCUCUGCUCCUGCUCCAAAUCUGGCUGCCGGUGGCUCUGUUGCCCCUGCCUCCAGAAAAAAAAUCGCAACCGCCUGCAUCCGCCUGCACACCUCAGAAGAAAACGCUUAAAACCCAACACUGUGCAGCCCAUGGCUUCCCACUGCCCUGCAGGAAGACACUGCUACAGGGACGGCUCGGUGGAGACGGUGUGUGACAGUGAGACGGACGCAGGCACAGUGGCUGAUGGGGCGUAUGUUGGCCGUCGUCUGUCAGGAGAGAUGAUCUCUGUCAAUGAGUUAAUGGUGUCCAAUAAGGUGUCACUGGCUCUGCUGCAGAAGCAGCUGAGUGAGACUGCUCACCAGGGCCCGCGGCAGAGCUACGGCCAUCAAAAUGGAUUCUCUGGAGGUGUGGGCGCCCUGGCCAUUAUGAAUAAUCGCCUACAGGAAACCAGUGUGGAUAGGUAGCCCCAACGCGAGGGCAUUAUGUGCAUUGCCUUCUAUUGGAGCCCUAAUUAGACAUGUUUUAUUACCAAGUUAUUUAGAGAAACUGAAUCAUUUGUCCCAUGACAAAUCCAAAUCCUGAAUAUAAAUAACACCCUCUAAUUAGAGUCUGUUCAGCACCUCUCUGAGUAAUUUCAAUGGGAGUCUAUGCCGGUAAAAGCAGACCUCCAGCAUUGAUUCUGGACGUCAAAUAAUUGAUUACAUUUUGUUCUAUGUAGAGAAAGACUGAAAAUAAGACAAACAAGAUUUCAAGAAUUCAGCAUCACUGUGAAGAGGGGUCUGAUGUCCUGAAGUGAUUGGCUCAUUCAAAAGCAAUCAGACGAAAUAAGCUACCAAGGAGCACUUAAAGGGGCCUGCUGAUUUAAGAGUGCUGCACAUGUCCCCUGCCCAUCUCAAUAAACACGGCUAAACGUAGUGCGGUAGUCAGUAUUAGCUAACAUACAGGCACGAUAUCUACUCAACUACCUGCAUAGAUAAAACAUUUAAGUUGUGAUUUGUAUUUAAACAGCGCUCCUUAUAGGCACUACAGGAGCUCAUGAGCACCAAGACAUUUUAAUUUGUUGAUUGCUCACAAGCUGUCCAUUUUGUUUCGUCAACGCAUGUCAUUGAAAUUCAAAGUAAUCAUGAAAGACAGCAGAUAUCCAGGGUUUUCAAAAAGGCACAUCUAAUCAAACGUGGCCUGUAGAGGACGUCCUUAUGCCAACAAGUGUUGUACGGAUAGUCAACAGAAGGGAGAACAAGAUUCAGGAUCUCCUCGACUAGCUGGAGGAGAUCCUCUACUAUGCAAGAAAACACAUUUUAAUCCAUUCUGUGUCUUUCUGUAUCUAAAGGUUUAUAUCAGUGUGAGCAGAAAAGUUCCCUCCUUAGAGACAAAAUCAUCCAUCUUCCUCUAGUGGUCACGUUUGAUGAAUUGUCCGCACU
Molecule: messenger RNA, 3384 nt
Organism: Gymnodraco acuticeps
Lineage: Eukaryota; Metazoa; Chordata; Actinopteri; Perciformes; Bathydraconidae
Product: potassium channel subfamily K member 13
Exons: 3
Coding region: 1036-2427 (463 amino acids)
Biological process (GO): potassium ion transmembrane transport; stabilization of membrane potential
Cellular component (GO): membrane
Molecular function (GO): potassium ion leak channel activity
Source: RefSeq, a predicted model, not a curated record